AUGUUAACCUCUGCACCACUUAUUGAAGGGAUAAGUCAAAUAUCGUGGCCAGCAAUUAAUACAAAAAAAGAUGCUCAGUAUUAUCCUGUAGAAUGUGACCAACACCUACUCACCAAACUAGAUAAACCUUUCCUAGGUAAUUUAAAAGAAACAGUUUUUAUGGUACAGGAGAAACAAGAAAAAUCUUGA
Dictyostelium purpureum is the source of this 189-nucleotide messenger RNA. RefSeq lists its product as uncharacterized. The coding region runs from base 1 to 189 and encodes 62 amino acids. NCBI's taxonomy places the organism in Eukaryota, Evosea, Eumycetozoa, Dictyosteliales, Dictyosteliaceae. The transcript is spliced from 2 exons. The record is from RefSeq and is a predicted model, not a curated record.